UAUUAAAUGAAGCUGAAUUAAGUUGAUUGCAUCGCAAUGUCAAAGUUAAUGUCCAACAAGAAGGCGUACCAGCGGAAUUGCGCAUUGUGAUAACGUGAACGUAACGUAAAACGCGAGCGAUUUUGCUGCUCUUUGCGGGUGUGCGUGUGCGUGUGUGCUUCUGCCAAGUGUAUGUGUUGUGAUUCUGCGUAUGUGUAUGUGUGCGUGUGCGUAUAAUUUUGGUGUGCGGCUGCAGAAGGCAACGACACGGCGCGCCGCUGGCCAGCAGCAGCAGCACCAGAAGAAACAACAACAGCAAAAUACAAAUCAAAAUCAAUGCUGUCAACAGCCAAGGAAAGCAAAAUGAGCCUUUUGCACAAGAUGGACGGCAGCAUCAGUUCUCCAUCCACGCCCAACAACUGCUCGGCGGGCGGCGUCGGUGGCUGCGGCAGCAGCAGCAGCAACAACAGCAUCAACAGCAGCGGCGCCACCAACACCGUCAAUUACGCGGGUCACACAACCAGCACCUCGUCAACGCCCCCGCCGCAGCAUCCGCAGUACCAGCAGCAUCCGCAGCAGCAUCCGCAACAGCCGACGUCGGCGACGACCCCACAGCAGAGCGGGCGAACAGUUGGGGGUGUGCCGCCAGCGCCGCCAAGCAGCAGUACAUCGUCGUCGGGCUCGUCGGGCCAUAAGAACAGUCUGAAGGGGACAAAGUUGGCGCGACGUGCGCGCUCCUUUAAGGACGAUCUUAUUGAGAAGAUCUCACUGAUGCGCACCACAAACAAUACGCUCGGCCGAUCGCAUUCGCCGCACAGUCCGCGCAGCAAGCACGGCUCCAAGCCGCCGCCCACCACCGAGGAGGUGCAGCGUUCCACGCAAACGCUGGAGACGCACGUCAAGGAUAUAUCCAAUGCACUCAAACAUUUUCGCGAUGUCAUACACAAGAAGAAGCUGGAGGUGCUGCCCGGCAAUGGCACCGUCAUACUGGAGACCAUUGCCAGCAUGUAUUCCGUCAUUCAGUCGUAUACGCUGAACGAGAACAGUGCCAUCAUGAGCUCCGCCACACAGCAGGUCUAUCAAUCGCUGGGCAAGCUCAUCAAGCUCUGCGACGAGGUCAUGCUGAGCGAGAAGAGCGGCGAGUGCGCCUCGCUCAGCAACGAGAAUGUCCGUGAGGUCAUCGAUCUACUCGAGGAUGCAGUGCGCAAUCUGGUCACACUGGCGCAGGGCAAGCUUAAGGAGCAGGAUCAGUGCACGUUUCGUUACAGCGGCGCCGGUUUGGGCGGCAUUGGUGCCGCUGCGGACAUAAUGGGCGUGGUGACCACCGCAAGCGCAGCGGGAAGCAUGACUGGGCUGCGUACGCCCGCCGAUGCGGCAGCGGCCGCUGUGGUGCAGCGCACCUCGCUGCCGGAUAUUGCGCUAACGCCCAAGGAGCGCGACAUACUCGAGCAGAGCAAUGUGAAUCCCAUGCGCGGCUCGCACAGCACGGAGAGCAUACUGCGCGAUACGAGCCCGCCGCCAAAGCCGCCGUUGCCCAACCGGGCGAGCAAUCCGCCGCCGUUACCACCAAAGCGCCGCAGUCAGCCGCAGUCGCAGCUGGCGAAUGCCAAUGUAUCCACCAAUACCAAUACGAACCCCACCACCAGCCACUCGUCGCAGGCGAAUAGCCCGUUGCCCUAUGCACAAUCGCAUAACAUCAGCCUAAACUCUGAUCUGGAUUGCAGUUCGAAUUUCUCGCUGCUUAACUAUGGCGUGGAUCGCCUUUCGGUGCGCUCGCGCUCACCAGACGAGAACAGCCAAUGCUCGUUCGACUCGGCGCUGAAUCAUUCACGCGAGGAGGAGGAACAGCUGCAGAAGCCGCCGUCUAGAACGCUACACCAUCAAUUGGAGGACGAUGUGGAUAAGCUCAUCAGCUACAGUGAGUUCCCGCAAGCAAUAGCUCCCAACAUCAGCUCCAUCUAUAACUCAAUUUCUCAAACUCGCUUGCGACCAGCAGAGGCUCCGGCUGAGGCUGGCGCUGCGCUGUCACAGGAGGCAGCCGCGUCCAGCGCUCAGAUGACGCCGCCUUUGCCGGGUAUCAGCUCUGCAUCUGGUCCUGGCUCUGGCUCUGGCUCCGGCCCUGGCGCAGCCGAGGCCAACACGGAGCUGCGUAAAGCAGCCGCAGCGCUAACCAGCAAUCGUCAUUCAAACGAAUCGGGUAUUCCAGGCUUUGUAUCGAUGAUGUCAUUUCGUACCUCCACGCAGAGCGUCUCGAAACGCUCCUCGGAGCACAGUGUGCAAUCCUCGACAAAGUCAUCGAGCAGCAAUUCGGAGAUCGCCUUUGGCAUUAACGAGAUGACCUGCGCAUCCUCGACGACAACAACAACAACGGCGAGUCGGAGCAACAGCGGCAGCAACAACGAUUAUCAGCAGCUAAGCCAAACGCAGUCAACGCAACGUCACAUCACCAGCAACAGCAGCAACAUCAGCAGCAGCAUCAGCAGCAACGGCAACGGCAACGGCAACGGCAACAGCAACAGCAACAUUAGCUGCAGCAGCAGCAAUACAACGGCAAUGGCAACAACAAUUGCCAGUGAACAGUUGCUGGCGCUGGGCAGCAAUUGCCCAUCGCCGGAGCUGGCGCCGGCGUUGCCACCCAAGACGCAGCCGCGAACAACAUUGUCACUCUUUGAUGCGGCCAUGGAUAUGCUGGACGAUCCCAUUUUUGAAAUGCCGGAGAUGCGUCAAUUGUCGCCACAUCAUCAGCAUCAUUCUUCGUCGACGCAGCUGCAUCAGUGGCAAUCCAAGCAUCACAGUCUCAUUGAGCCGCCGCGGAGCGCCCAUUUGCCCAGCAGCUGCAGCAGCGCCUUUGACAGGCAUUUGGAGAAGCCGCCGCCGCUGCCGAGGAAGAAGAAGAACAUUCUGGCCUACAUGGAGAUCUGCUCGGCGAAUUCGCACUCUGUGGAGCAGCAUCGGCAUACAAUGCACGCGUACAACAUCAGCCGCAACAUGUCGCAUAGCCAGACCAUGAACAUAAUGUCCGUUAGCAAGGAUCUGUCGCCGGAGCAGGAGAUGCCGCCAGCGCUGCCGCCCAAGAAUUACAAGCAGCGCAAACCCUCAACGACCACGACGACCACGACGACGUCGACAGCAAUUCCAGCAGCGAUCAUUACAACCCCACCGGCUAGUCCGAAGCCAAUGCUUAGCGAUGGUUCUCUAAGGGGCUGCCGCAUGACGACCGUCUGUGAGGAGCUCAACGAUCCGCCAACACACUCGGAUGAGGCAACCGCAGCAGCUGCUGCUGCGGCCGUAAUGGACAGCAAUGAAAAUGUCAACGCUGCCGGCGGCCACACCUACUAUUGUCACUCACAUCAGCUGCCCAGCGAGUCGGCGAAGGCUGGGGCAGGCGAGCAGCCAGCCACGCCCAUAAGUACGCCCAAAAUGCUGGACACCAGCGAUGUGGAGCAAGGUGUGGCCGUGGAUCAGCCCUUGCAGCCAGGCGAGCUAGAACUUGUAGAGGAUGAGGAGCAGGAUAUCGAUGGGGAGGAGGAAGAGGAGGAGGACGACGACGAGGGAGAGGUCGAUAAUCAAUUGCCAAAUAUGCUGGAAGAGAUCGACAUAACGCCAUACCUAAUACUCAAAAAGAAGGAGGAGGAUGGCCCAGAAGUGAAGGGCGGCUACAUUGAUGCGCUGAUCGUGCACGCCAGUCGCGUCCAGAAGGUCGCCGAUAAUGCAUUCAGCGAGGCCUUCAUUACAACCUUUCGCACCUUCAUUCAGCCGAUCGAUGUGAUCGAGAAGCUGACCCAUCGUUACACAUACUUCUUCUGCCAGGUGCACGAUCAGAAGCAGAAGGCCGCCAAGGAGACCUUCUCGCUGCUGGUGCGGGUCGUCAAUGAUCUGACCUCAACAGAUCUGACAAGCCAGCUGCUUAGUUUGCUGGUUGAGUUUGUUUAUCAGCUGGUCUGCUCCGGCCAGCUGUAUUUGGCCAAGCUGCUGCGCAACAAGUUUGUGGAGAAGGUAACGCUAUAUAAGGAUCAAAGGAGCUACGCCUAUAUCCCAGAUCAAUUGGGCAGCGGCAGCAAUACAAAUCAGCCCAGUCUGCUCGACUUGAAGUCAUUGGAAAUAGCCGAGCAGAUGACGUUGCUGGAUGCGGAGCUUUUUCAGAAAAUCGAGAUACCCGAAGUAUUAUUAUUUGCCAAAGAUCAGUGCGAGGAAAAAUCACCCAAUCUCAAUAAAUUCACCGAGCACUUUAACAAAAUGUCCUAUUGGGCGCGCUCCAAAAUCUUGCGUCUACAGGACGCCAAAGAGCGUGAGAAGCAUGUGAAUAAAUUUAUUAAAAUCAUGAAGCAUUUACGCAAAAUGAACAAUUACAAUUCGUAUCUGGCGCUGCUCUCAGCUCUCGAUUCGGGCCCCAUACGCAGAUUAGAAUGGCAGAAGGGCAUUGCGGAGGAGGUGCGCUCCUUUUGUGCGCUCAUCGAUUCGAGUUCCAGUUUUCGGGCCUAUCGCCAGGCGCUUGCCGAAACCAAUCCGCCCUGCAUUCCCUACAUCGGUCUGGUACUACAGGAUCUGACCUUUGUGCAUGUGGGCAACCAGGACUAUGUGUCCAAGGGUGUUAUUAACUUCUCAAAACGCUGGCAGCAAUACAACAUCAUUGUCAAUAUGAAGCGUUUCAAGAAAUGCGCCUUUCCCUUUCGACGCAAUGAGCGCAUCAUUGGCUUCUUUGACAACUUUAAGGAUUUCAUGGGCGAGGAGGAGAUGUGGCAGAUAUCGGAGCGCAUUAAGCCACGCGGUCGACGCCCAGUCAACUAUUAGUCUUAAUGCAGCAACAACACCAACUACAUUUAAAAGUGCAAUGUUUACAUACACACACACACACACACACACACCUGCUGUGUGUGCGAGUGUGUGUGUGCGCGCGCGCCGUGGAUGUGCAUAACUCCCUUAGACAUAACACACGCCGUCGUCAACUUAUCGAACUGGGUCUGAGUACAAUCGAUCAUUCACACUACUCUGUCUAUAUACGUAUAUAAGCUAUAUAUAUAUAUAUAUAUACGACUUAUAUAUGUAUAUAUCUAUAUAUAGCAAUAGAUGCAGUUGCAUAUGUGCAUGCACAUAAAAUGUACCUAAAAAAAAACGGGAAAAAAAUACAAUAUAUAUUACUAAAAAAAAAAAAAUACGGAGUUAAAUACGAUAUGUGUAGUUUGAAAAUAAAACAACAACAAAAUGUAAAUGCAAAUAUUAAGCAUGCAUGGAUAUUGUAAGAAUUAUAUAUAUAUCCAUAUAUAUGUAUACAUAUAUACAUGUGUAUUCGUAACAACCUACCUAACGGCUAACAUAGUUACCGUUACGAUAUCUGGCAGCGCACAUAAAAUUCCUAAUUACCUAUGUUAAUUUCUUCAAAUAUUCUAACUGUGUAUUAACAACGAAUUUUCGAAACGUGCUCGUUUUGUUUUUUAGAAACUAUGUUAACAAUAUUUACGUGUAUGUAGAGCCAAAAAACAAAAAACAAAAAAAAAAAAAAAAUUUAAUACAAAUUACGAGUUUUAUGUGUUUUUAAUAAGCGCUAAUUCGUCGAACCCAACGUAUACAAUCACCUAGAGACACCAAAUCGAAAGAAAAAAAAAAAACACGAACAAAUUCAUGAGCUGAUGAAAUCUAUAAGUAAUAAUAUUGUGCAUACGGCUGGCUAAUU
Molecule: messenger RNA, 5650 nt
Organism: Drosophila montana
Lineage: Eukaryota; Metazoa; Arthropoda; Insecta; Diptera; Drosophilidae
Gene: C3G
Product: C3G guanyl-nucleotide exchange factor
Exons: 14
Coding region: 316-4770 (1484 amino acids)
Biological process (GO): Ras protein signal transduction; positive regulation of GTPase activity
Cellular component (GO): plasma membrane
Molecular function (GO): guanyl-nucleotide exchange factor activity
Source: RefSeq, a predicted model, not a curated record